GGAAGAGCGACUUCCCAAAAACUCAGUCGGAAGCUCCUCAUUCCCACGAACAUGUCGGAGACAUCCAGCUGAUAACCAGGAGCGCUUCAGCUGAAUGGAGUCCGACAGGUUGCUGGGGGAGAGUGUGAACGCGGAGCCCUCGGACUAUGGCACCCGGCGGGGCUCAGCGCGCGCAGGGGCUCCUCCGGGCCACCGGCGAAUGUCCUACACGGCUUUAGCGGAGGCGUGCAGCGUCCAGGCGGUGCCAGGUGAUGAGGAACUUUCGGUCCAACAGGCUGUAGUCUUCAUAGAAGAUGCCAUCAAGUAUCGGUCCAUCAACCACAGAGUGGACGCCAACUCCCUGCGUCUGUACCGAUGGUACUACUCCAAAAUCUGUCAGUGGCUGAUUGGCCUGGCCAUCGCGUUGGUGUUGCUGCUGGCAUUUGUAGAAAGGCCCUCGUCUCUGUCCGUCACCUCGGACCUGCGGCGCCGCUCCCCGGCAUGGCAGCCACCCUGCGGUGUCACCGAAGUCUUCGAGCUGGCCUGCCUCAUUGUCUUCUCGCUGGACCUGGCUGUGAAGAGCUACCUGAUUGGCUGGGAGGAAUUCCGGAAGAACAAGUGGCUGAUCAGCUACACUGUGGUCUUAACAGUCUCCAUCAUCGACUGGGUGCUGUCCAUCAGCAUGGAGUGUGACGAGAAACUGAGAGUGCGUCGUCUGCUCCGUCCAUUCUUUCUCCUCCAAAACUCCUCGCUGAUGAAAAAGACCCUCAAGUGCCUCAAGAGGACGCUGCCAGAGAUAGCAAGUGUCAUCCUGCUGCUGGCUCUUCACCUUGCCAUCUUUACCAUGCUCGGAAUGCUGCUCUUCCCAAAAACUGAGGAUCCUGAUAAAAAUGUCGAGUGGGAGUUGCAUUUCCGAAACCUGCCCACCGCACUCACAUCUCUGCUGGUGUUGCUCACGACGGCCAACAACCCUGAUGUCAUGAUCCCAGCGUACACCCUCAACAGAGCCUACUCCCUUUUCUUCAUCCUCUACAGCGUCAUUGGGACAUUCUGUCUGAUGAACCUGCUGACUGCCAUCAUCUAUAACCAGUUCAGAGGAUACUUACUGAUGGCGGUCCAGACCUCCAUCAUCCGCCGGAGACUUGGGAUCCGAGCAGCGUAUCAAGUCCUCAGCUGCCACGAACACACAGAAGAGCAUGUUCGUCUGGAUGCAGUGCUGAAGGUCAUGUCCAGAGUGCAGAUGCAGAGCUACUACAGAGCCGCCAUCACAGCGAAGGUGCACCAGUAUGACACACCUGGUCACAUGGAUCGAGAGCAGUUCAUGAAGAUUUUCGAUGAGCUGGAUAAAGAUCGGAUCAAGGAGCACCCUCCCCUGCCUGAAUAUGAAUCACCAGUUCUACAGCGACUUCAGGUUGCCUUCAGUCACUACUACCUCACUGUAUUUGGAAAUGCAGUGGCUCUAGCCAACGUCAUGUGUAUAUGUACUGUGUUGGUGCUGAAUUCGGAGCUGGAAACCUCAAAGAGAAACAACUUCUACAUGGAGAUCAUCAACCUCUGCUUCAUCCUCUACUACCUGUUCGAGAUGAGUGUGAAGAUAUUUGCCUUCGGCUGGAAAGGCUACAUCUCCUACAAGAACAACAUCUUUGAUGGCUUCCUCACCAUCCUGCUGCUGGCGCUCCAGAUCACCAUAUAUGCCACCUACAGUCUGCCAUUCGCUAGGGACCCUCCCUCUCAUGGAAUACUGUCUCUGUGGGAGAUGGUCCGCUUCAUCAACAUGUUGAUCGUCUUCCGCUUCAUGCGAAUCAUCCCAAAUAUCAAGCUCAUGGCUCUGGUUGCUAGCACACUGUUGGACCUGCUGAAAAACCUCAGAGCUUUCGCAGGAAUGCUGGUGGUCAUCUACUACGUGUUUGCUGUGUUUGGGAUCUGGCUGUUUGAAGGUGCCAUUAAACCUCCCUCUGACUACCCCUCCAUCAACACGACGGACAACGGCACAGUGACUAACUACACCAACGUUUGUGGGACGUAUGAGCAGCUUGGAUACUGGCCCAACAACUUCAACGACUUUGCUGCAUCUUUGGUGGUUCUGUUUGACAUCAUGGUGGUCAACAACUGGCAGGUGUUUCUGGAGGCCUACAGCAGAUACACCACAGGAUGGUCCAAGGUCUACUUUGUCAUCUGGUGGUUCAUCUCUUCAGUCAUGUGGGUCAACUUGUUUGUGGCCCUCAUCAUAGAGAACUUCAUCUUCAAGUGGGACCGCAGUCACACCUGCACGGUUUCAGAUGUGGAGAAGAUUCGAUAUCAAACUUCGGUCCAGCUCAUGUUCAAAGAGCAGGUCCAGGAGCCGACGGAGGAGGAGUUACUGUGUCGGCUCCACCAGCACCCGCACCUGACCCUGCACUGGUGACACUUGGAGGCGCGGCAGAGAGGCCUGUGCGGACUGUGGCAAUACUUGCUUUUAGGUUUUAUUUGUACUGGUAAUGUCUUAAGGCCAUGGAACGUUUUGCAAAUUUUAAUUCUGACAGAGUGUCAUGAACAACUCUUAGAUCUGCAGUCAACGGUUUUAACCAUUUAUAAGGAGCGAAAGUCAAGUGAUAAACAACGACUAUGUCGUGUUACUGUACAAGUGAAGGUAGUGAGGUACUCAGAUAUGAAAGUAUGAUAAAUCACCGACUGAGCUCAGUUGGACAGUGUGUUACUGAGCUCCUACAACAAAAGUAGAUCAAGAUGAGAGACAGUUUUGGACCAAAAAUGCAGUGAAAAACAGCUGUUUACGACUCCAUCUUUGUAUUUACAAAACCACAAAUGUUGCUGUCCCUAUAUUCUUCCAAAUAAUUAUGUUAUAUACAGUAUAUAUAAUUAUGUUGCCCUGUACCUCUCAACAUAAGAAGACAAUAAAGGCGUUCUGUUGCUGCUAGCUGGAAAAGUUAGGGAACCACUCAGUUUGGAUCACUAGCAUUUUUAUUAGCUCUUUAGCCCAUUGCUUUUACCUUUGAAGUGGUGACAGGUAGAUGAGGUAUCAUGAAACAGCAUUGCAGGGUUCAUGAACUAAUUUUCUCAGGCCAGUAGGUGGCACUCUUGGUUUAGAAAUGAUGUGAGGUUUCUUUGAAUCAGUUGUUCAAGCCCAAACAUUUUACAGCAGACAGCGCCAUCUGGUGGCCUCUGAAAAUCAGGACCCUGUUUCAUGAAACCUCACCCACCCAUCACUACCUGGCCGUCCAUGUGAGAUAAGAAUAUGACGCUUCCUCUUCCAUUCCUCAUCUUCCAUUGAAAACUGUUGAUUAUGAUAUAUAUUUUUAAUAAUAGACACACCAGACUUUAACCUGUAGAUCAAACUUCACACCAGCACUUUUUUCCCUUCAUUAUUAGUUUAAAAAAAAAGUUAAUACGUUUCGCCGUUUCUACGCAGUAUUCCAGAAAGGGAAUAUAAUGAAUGUAAUCUCAGAUUAAUUUCUCAGGUGAAUAAAUGGAAUACAUAAAUAUGCGCUUUGUUUAGUUUACUUUGCAAGGUUAGAUCUAUUUUGCUCAUGAGCUGAUGGUCAUAAUGUUAUGGCUACGCAAGUUGGUGAAACUUUUUUUAAACCUUGUUAUUGUCAGCUAUCACAAUUUUAGGUCAAACUCUUGCCUGGAGGUGAAUUAUUCAUCAGGUUUCUCUUGAUAAUAAACGUGUUUUUGUUGCCACAUGGAGGUGCACGACUUCCUCCAUCGCUCUUGACUUCAUUUCCCACGUCUCAUCCGACCCCAUCGUGAGCAACUGCACUUCCAUUUUGCCUGACACUUGUGUCAGCAGCGAGCAGCUUCCUCUCGCACAUUUGGAGCCAAACGUUACAUUUGCACUGCACGUACGAGACGGUUGUUCCUGUGUUUUCAUUUGAACUGCGCCUGCUGGUGACUGGGAGAGACAACAAUUUGUUGCAAAAAAGGCUAUUUCACGUUUGCUUUCGAAUUAUCUGAUGAUGAAGUGGAAAUAAAUAGAAUCAAACGUUUGUAUUUGUAACACAACUAACAAGGCAUGAGACUCUGCAGCCUGUCAACUUGUCUUUCCUCUGGAAUAUGACUCAGCAUGACAUGUUUUUUUUUGUCUCUUCUGCUGUACUUUACUUGUCUCAUAAUGCGUACAUGCUAAAUGUGUUUGAAAAAUAAAGUGACGGUUGUGGUGA
Molecule: messenger RNA, 4136 nt
Organism: Synchiropus splendidus (mandarinfish)
Lineage: Eukaryota; Metazoa; Chordata; Actinopteri; Syngnathiformes; Callionymidae
Gene: tpcn2
Product: two pore segment channel 2
Exons: 25
Coding region: 95-2383 (762 amino acids)
Biological process (GO): monoatomic ion transport; transmembrane transport
Cellular component (GO): lysosomal membrane
Molecular function (GO): monoatomic ion channel activity; voltage-gated channel activity
Source: RefSeq, a predicted model, not a curated record